GCCAAAUUUCCCGAUAACGGCGUGAUGAGAUGGCGACGUCCGAUUUUUCGGUUGUAAUCACGAAAAUGAAAGCUCGCCAUGUCACUGCAGGAUGAUAUUUCACAAAGGAUUGUAUUGAAAGGCUAUGGAAGCUCCUGAAAAGCUUUCAAGCGACGAACAAAGUGAAAGAGCUGAGAAGUUCUAUGACCAGGCUCUGCUUUUAGUGGAUUGCUGCAAGAUCCCUGAAGCAAUUAAAUUGUUUGAAAAGGCCUGUCAGCUCAAACCUGGCUGUGAAGUCUACAAGGAAACACUGGAUUUCUUUCAGGCAAAAGCAGAUCUUUUAGACAACAAACAACAAGGAUUAAGCUAUGCCAGUGUCUCCAGGCCAAAACCAAGCUGUGGGAAAGCAGAACAGAAAAGUUAUUCUGCUGAAUGGAAUGUAAAGAAGGCAAGAGGCAAAGUGCCAGAGGUUUCAACUUGUUAUUACAGCCAUGCUGAUGAGCAGGCUACUAUUGACAAUCCAUGGGCUUCCUAUGUGAGCAGAAGUCAUCGAAAGAGGAGUACUCCAAGCAGCCCAAUUGAUGGUCUUACUGAGAUUGAUCUUCCUCAGAUGAGUGAGAACAUGUGGUACAGUUCUGGAAGUCAAAGUUUGAAACAAGACUAUGAUCGCCAAGAUCGGGAUGAAGUUGACAGUUUUUUCAGUUCAUCGCUAAACACACCCAUCAGUUCACAGGAAGCAUUGAAUGAGGAUAGCAGUGUUUGUGAUCAUAAACAGGAAAAUCACAGUGAUGACACAGUUGAUGCUUUCGUUAACCAGAGGGAAGAAUGCCCAGAGGAGUGUUAUGAAGACAGUGGCAACUACGAGGAAGAUGUAGAUUCAAGAUUUCUUGAUGAAUUAUGUGCAGCACGAGAAACAUUUUUAGAUGACUGGGCUAAAUACUAUGAUGUGUUAAAUAGGGAUUUGAAAGAAGAGUCACCAUGCUCUGAAUCAGGUGUUUUAAAUCAGGGUGUUUCCACACCUUUGGAAUAUUCUGACAGUUUUGAUGAUGCAAAGAGUAUUAAGGAUAAGAAAAAGAUAAAUCACUCAGGGAAAGAAAAAUCAAAUUCUGAGAAACCUGAAUCUAAGAUCAGCUGUGAUGUAUGUGCAAAUUGUGGGCAACCAAAGGAAGGCAGAACUCAACCUUGUAAUACACCAAAAAACAGAAUUCAUUUUGUAAAUGGUACCUGCAUUUCUAGUGCUAAUUCACCUAUAAGUAAUUGUACUUGUAACAGGAAACAUUCAGUGAAGGGUGUUUUUAAAGGAAAAUCUGGAAAGACACCCCUUUCUACUUCACAGCAAGAGUUUUAUCAAAACCUUCAGAACUACUUUGGCAGUGGAGCAGUUAAGAGUGUGAAGACAGAUUCUAAAGUAAAGAAAGAAAGUUCCUCUGGUGGUAUGGAUGCAAAUUGUGCCACAAACUUAAAUAUGUCAUCCUUAAGCAAUGAACCAUCAAAGGUUAAAUCUAGUCAGAAUGUUGCAGAAAGUAAUGAGUGUAAUGCAAAAGCUAGUAAACACUCUGAUGACUUUGCUUCAAAGGAACAAUUGACUGAUGGGGUUGAAGGUUUGAGGUCAUCGUUCAGUGAAGAUGGAGUGGUGAAAGACAAGACGUCAUUUGAUGAGGGUAGAUUUCACCAGGAAAGCUUCAGUGAAGGACGGAAGGUGGGUGACAAUGUUGACAAUAACACCAAGGCCACAGUUAACACAGAACAUGUUAAGAGUUCAAAGGAAAGAACUGAUUCUCACUGGCGAUCACGGUUUAAGGCUGGUGUGAAAUCUAAAGUCAGUCACAGGGCAAAGAGUAUAGAUCCCACUGAAACAAGGAAGCCUUCAAAUGCACAUGUCAAAGAGAGAUCAAGAUUGAAACCAAGGACAGAGAGAACUGUUCAUGCAGAGUUUGACUUGUCUAAGCUUACAUCUGGUCUUUAUUGCACAGGUGUAGCAGUUUUAAGUAAGAGUGGUCAAGCAGUGAAGUCUAUUUUCUACUAUGUUCUACUCCUUCUGGCUUUGCUUUUUGGCUUUUUCAUUUAUUGCUCUUGGUUUGCUGGCUGUUGGGCAUGCAGGAGAACAUUGUCUUUUGUUCCAGUGGGCAGAUGGUUGGCUGAGGGAAGAAAGAAACUGUCAACUUUAUUUGAAUUCCGUCGGAAACAGAGAGAAAGAAGAAGCACAUACUCAGAUGGGCAAACUUACGAUCUUCCCAAGAACGGAGAUGCCGCAGUGAUGCACAUGUUGCAAAACAAAGACAGUGAUCCCUACAGUGUCCUUGGAGUGCCACGAGACGCAACAGAUGAUGACAUCAGGAAGCAAUAUAGGAAGUUAGCUGUACUGAUCCAUCCAGACAAGAAUACCCACCCACAAGCAGACGAGGCUUUCAAGACUCUUGCCAAUGCUUUCGACAUUCUAAGUGAUCCUGAGAAGCGUGCCAAUUAUGAUGCCGAAGCAGCUUGGAGGACGAGAGCGGAAGAAAGGAAGGAGCGUUACGGUGGGCACACGAGUCCAGAACAGUUUUUUGCCGAUUUAGGGAAAAAGAUGGAAGAGAUGCAUAAUUCUCUACAUUGUAACGUGUGUGAUGGGAAACACCGUCGCUACAACACAAAGCGGUUUAUUUUGACAGCUCGCUUCUGUAGUCGCUGCAACACAAGACACGCUGCUAAAGAGGGAGAUCUGUGGGCAGAGAGUAGUUUUCUUGGCUACAAACUGCACUUUUAUGCCUGUAUGGAGGGUGAAAUAUUUGAUGUCACUGAGUGGGCGGCUUGUCAGGGUAUUGGUCGAGUGGAGGCCAAUCCUCACACGGUCCAUCUGAAGCUCAAGACCCGUCAGACACAACAAAGCAGCUUCAAUUCUAGAUCGGAAGAAAGGGAGUUUGAGAAUUUCAUGCGUGCGUUCUUCGGGCAGUUUGGCCCUGAAGGAGACAAAUUUCAGGGAGCCAACAAGCAACGAAAGAAGAAGAAAAAGAAGAAACAUUAGUAAUGUUAGCGUGGGUAGAGGUUACAGAUUGCUAGGAGAUCGAUCCGGAUCUACCUAGUGGUGUUCGACGUAUCCCUACGUAUGAUUGGGGAAAGUUUGAGUGUGGCUUGAUCAAAGUACUUAGGUAAUUCUGUGUAGUUUUCUUAAUUACAGUAUUCUCCAUUUGAAUAUCGAAAAUAAUCAGGGUUUCCAAUGGUUUCGCCUCAUGGUGCUCUGUGAUUGGUUUAGAAAGCUCGCGCCACCCUCCCAACCAAUCAGAUACAACUUUAACCAAUCACGACUUGGUCACACGCAUUUUCCCGCGCUUCGGGGAGUUUUCUUGUUUUUACCGUUUUUGUGUUCCUAUUGGCUAAUUGUGACGUUUUCUCUUUUUCUGAUUUGACCCUGUAAUUACCAUGGUGUUCAUUUCAUGUCUCUCGAUCGACAUGCACUGAAAUCUGAUUUUCUAAGAAAAUUCUGUGACCAGUUCGUCAUUGCUGAAGUUACCCUUAGUAACACUCCUCAACCUCGUCUCUUUAUCUUUCCAACUUCCAGAAGUGAUAAACAUUUAACUUCUCCCAAAAAUAUCCAUAUAUUUUUCAUCAAACAGCUACUAAGAAUACUCAAACUUUUCAGGUAGAAUUUGUUAUCAUGAUCUAACACGAAAUUCCCAUGACUCAUUUAUAAAGAAAUAUGGAGCAGCUAGAGGGGAUAAUUGGGAGUGAAAGGGUUAAUUUGGCGGAAAUUAUCAGGUUUUGUUAAAUUAUUCCCUAUCACUGCAUGAAACACGAAAUACAGCUUUUAAAAAAUCAGCAAAAUCAUGGAGAAAUGAAAGGCUGCCGUUAAGAAGAAACAGAUCAAACUGUAACGGAUAGUUGUAAGAGUCCGAUGAAAAAGACUCUUACAAGUUGUGUAUCUGAUAAAUUAGAGAUUAUGCUAUAAGUUUAAAUUUAAAAAAACUAUAUUUUUUCGAGUUAAAUCCUAUUCAUAUCAGUUUGAAGAUAUCGUCACGUUACGCUUUCAAAGAGAUGUCUUAGCUUAAGUCAAGGCGUCAAUAAACAUUUUUGCGAAUUA
Messenger RNA from Pocillopora verrucosa, 4036 nucleotides. RefSeq lists its product as uncharacterized. Lineage: Eukaryota; Metazoa; Cnidaria; Anthozoa; Scleractinia; Pocilloporidae. The record is from RefSeq and is a predicted model, not a curated record.